AUGGCGAGUGUGGUGGUUAAGACGAUCUGGCAAUCCAAGGAGAUCCAUGAAGCCGGAGAUCCCCCGGCGGGGGCCGAGAACCGGACCCCACUGGGGCCUGAGGCCCCUGGGGCUGGAUCUGGCCCCGGAAAGGGGAUCACCAAGAAAAAGAAGGCUGUGUCUUUCCAUGGGGUAGAGCCCCGGAUGUCCCAUGAGCCCAUGCAGUGGUGCCUGGACCUGAAGCGCUCCUCGGCCUGCACCAAUGUCUCCCUCCUCAACCUGGCAGCCGUGGAGCCUCCUGACUCCUCCAGGAUCGAGUCUACCACCGACGAGCUGCCGGCCCUGCCUGCCUCUGGGACUUCCUCGCCCCCCGCCCUGAGCCUGCCCGCCUCGGCCCCAGCCUGGGCCCCUGACGACCCUGACAUUGCCGACCUGCUGAAUGGGGUGAACAGCGGCUUGCUGCGGGCCAAGGACUCCAUCACCAGCCUCAAGGAGAAGACCACCCGGGUCAACCAGCACGUCCAGUCGCUUCAGAGCGAGUGCUCGGUGCUGAGCGAGAACCUGGAGCGUAGGAGGCAGGAGGCCGAGGAGCUGGAGGGAUAUUGUAGCCAGCUGAAGGAGAAUUGCCGGAAGGUGACCCGCUCAGUGGAAGACGCUGAGAUAAAGACAAACGUCCUGAAGCAGAACUCGGCCCUGCUGGAGGAGAAACUCCGGUUCCUCCAGCAGCAGCUGCAGGAUGAGUCCCCAAAACGACAGGAGUCUGAGCUCCCGGAACUGGAACAGCAGCUGGAGGCCGGACUGUCCCGCUACUCAUUGGUCUCCUCCUGCCCCACUCCGCCCCCCGAAGAGACCCAGCCCCACAUUGAACCCCAGCCCCAGCCCGACCCAGAACCCGAGCCCGAGCGCCACCCGGAACCGGGGCUGGAGCCUGAGCCCGGUCCUACUUCCACGCCCCAGACGGGCAGCCCCACGGAGCCCUCUGGACCGAGGGUUCCAGUCAAGCCCGGGGACGGGCUCGAAGGCCAGAGCGACGGCCAGGGCCAGGGGCGCACAGGGGAGAGUGGAGAACUGGAGCUGCAGAAGGUCACCGCCGGCCUGGAGGAGCUUAGGAGAGAGGUGUCCUCGCUGACGGCACGCUGGUAUCAGGAGGAGGGCGCGGUGCAAGAGGCGCUUCGACUGCUCGGAGGUCUCGGGGGGCGGCUGGACGGCUUCCUGGGCCAGUGGGAGCGGGCGCAGAAGGAGCAGGCCCAGACUGCGCGGGGCCUCCAGGAGCUGCGGGGCCGGGCGGACGAGCUCUGUACCAUGGUGGAGCGUUCUGCCGUGUCCGUGGCUUCACUGCGGGGGGAGCUGGAGGGCCUGGGUCCCGUGAAGCCUGUGCUGGAGGAGCUGGGUCGACAGCUGGGCAGCGCCCGCCGAGGCUCCGAGCUCGCUAUGGCCUUGGACCGGCCGGGCUCCUGCACUCGCUGCGGCAGCCAGGGGCAGCUGUCGUCGGAGUCCCUGCAGCAGCUCCUGGAGCGGGCCCUGACGCCGCUGGUGGACGAAGUCAAGCAGCGUGGCCUGGCCCCUGCGUGCCCCAGCUGCCAGCGGCUACAUAAGAAGAUCCUGGAGUUAGAGCGCCAGGCCCUGGCGAAGCAUGUGCGGGCUGAGGCUCUGAGCUCCACUCUGAGGCUGGCCCAAGAUGAGGCCCUCAGGGCCAAGAACCUGCUGCUCACAGACAAGAUGAAGCCUGAGGAGAAGGUGGCUGCUUUGGACUACCUGCAUCUGAAGAUGUGCUCCCUACAUGACCAGCUCAGCAGCCUCCCUCUGGAGGGAUCGGCCACGAGCCUAGGGGGAGGGAGCAGUGGAGGAGCCCCUCCAAAACGUGGGGGCCCCGCACCUGAGCAAUAAAACCUCAACCCCA
Vombatus ursinus (common wombat) is the source of this 1879-nucleotide messenger RNA. RefSeq names its product testis specific serine kinase substrate (gene TSKS). The record is from RefSeq and is a predicted model, not a curated record. Gene Ontology annotation, molecular function: protein kinase binding. Gene Ontology annotation, cellular component: centriole. Bases 1 to 1866 code for a protein of 621 amino acids. The transcript has 11 exons. NCBI's taxonomy places the organism in Eukaryota, Metazoa, Chordata, Mammalia, Diprotodontia, Vombatidae.